CAAUCUUAUUGCCGAAAAGAGAAUAGAUAUUAAAAUUCAACGGCAAAGAUUGUUAUUACGAAAAGGUAACCGUUAAUUUAUUAUUAGCGUCUGAAAACAAUAAAUAUUUCUGCCGAAAUGAAACUUUUCCGUAAACAAUAGAGAAUAACGCAGUUCUUACGGAAAGAGGAAAUUGCAAAUUAUUCGGUCGACGGAAUUUUAGCCAACAGAAAGGUGGCAACACUUAGCGGAAAGUAAUAUGGAAGUCGAUGAGAGUGGAAGGUGCGAUUAAUCAUCGUAUUUUUCGAUAAAGAAACGAGAAUGCUGGGUUUGGGCAGGUUGUUGGAUGCCUCUUCCAGAGGUAUUUUCCGGAGGAACUUACUUUACCGUUUCGCCACGAUUUCUACUGAGGUGGAGGCGGACAUUCGGGCCAAGAUCGGCGGAUCCAAGGUGGUGGUCUUUAUGAAGGGAUGCCCCGAUAAGCCCAUGUGCGGAUUCAGCAACGCCGUCGUCCAGAUUUUAAGGAUGCACAACGUGCGGUACGACAGCUACGACGUGCUGCGGGACGAAACUCUCAGGCAAGGCAUCAAGGAUUUCAGCAACUGGCCGACGAUACCGCAAGUGUAUAUCAAUGGAGAGUUUGUGGGAGGGUGUGACAUUCUUCUGCAGAUGCACCAGAAUGGAGAACUCAUCGAUGAGCUUCAGAAGGCAGGAAUCACCUCUGCCAUUCUAUCGCGGGAGGCAGAACAGACGGACGAUUCCAAUGGAGACAAGGGACAACUGUUCCCGAUAAGGCGGCGUUCCAAUCGUCCAGUAAGCAAAAUUGGCGAGUCCGUUAGCACGUGUUUGUUUUUAAGUGUUUUUAUAUCAUCUUUAGUUAUUUAGGUUUUCUUUUUUUGAGUUUUUUGCAACACGAUUGUCGAUUCGGCUUCAGAUUGUCGGUUUUAGAAUUUAGAAUUGGAUUUCUAGCAAGUGGGAUGUGAAAAUGUCAGGGCACAAAAUUGCUAUAACAAGAAUUAUAUAUUUUUACAUCACUCGCAGACCACUUUUUUGCAAGGUGGAUAAACAUGAUAUGUGCUUCAAAACGUAACACUAAAACUAACUUUAUAGUAUUUUCGUGUUAGAGUACGUCGGACUUAAGUCAUAUUGAAUAUUAAAAUGUCUAAAAUAAACCUGAAAUCAAAAAAGACGGAAAUUUUUUAAAAUACAGUC
Molecule: messenger RNA, 1191 nt
Organism: Centruroides sculpturatus (bark scorpion)
Lineage: Eukaryota; Metazoa; Arthropoda; Arachnida; Scorpiones; Buthidae
Product: glutaredoxin-related protein 5, mitochondrial-like
Exons: 3
Coding region: 301-864 (187 amino acids)
Source: RefSeq, a predicted model, not a curated record